UUCGUUGCUUUUGAUCUAAGGCUUCUUUCUCAUUUUGUUUCAAGAGAAAGAGAGAAUCAGAGGCCAUUCUUUCAAAACAAUAAAACCUCAUUACCUUCUAAAGUAUAAUUAAAAAAAAAAACUUUACUGUUUAUUUAAUUUUCAUUAGAAAUUGUCUUUUUGGGGCACCCUAAUUACCAGACUAUAGGUUUGAUAUUCGGGUGCCUCUUUCAAUUGUGGGAAUCAGAAUCUUAUUGUUAAAACGACAGAGAGAUUCCACAGUUUGUGUUGGUGCGAAUAAUAGCGGUUGAAAAUGUUAGGGGAUUUUAUUAACCGUUGUCUCAUACUUUUGCUUGGGUAUGCAUACCCUGGAUUUGAAUGCUAUAAAACAGUGGAAAAGAAUCGGGUUGAUAUUGAGGAACUUCGCUUUUGGUGCAAAUAUUGGAUUAUUGUGGCACUCUUCACUGUAUUGGAAAAGUUUGCUGAUAUAUUUCUUGCAUGGUUGCCAAUGUAUGGAGAGGUGAAAUUGGUGCUCUUUGUCUACAUGUGGUAUCCUAAAACUAGGGGAACCGGUUACAUUUAUGAGACAGUGUUGAGACCCUACGUAUCAAAGCAUGAAAGUGACAUUGACAGGACAUUACAAGAGUGGAAGGCUAGGGGAUGGGAUUAUGUAAUAUUUUAUUGGCAAUAUUGCACACAAUUUGGACACACUGCAUUUGUCCAAGCUCUUCAACAAUUGGCUUCUCAAUCUUCAAAACUCACCACUAAGUCCACUACCCCGAAAAACGAGGAGCAAGGUCAAAACGGUGAACAAACCUCUACAAUGCAAUCAUCUUUUAUGAAGCAAAAUAGUUCACUAAGCAAAAGCAAGAAAUGGCCAACAAGCCCACCAGCAUCACCAAGUACAAUAAUCAACCGUCACACCUCGGCGACACAAAAAUCCCAAACAACACAUGUUAAUGUUGUUGAAGCCCAAUCUGAAUAUUAUGAGGAGGAGGAAGAUACAUGGGAGUCGAAUAAAGAUGAAGGGCAAGAACAAGAUGAAUCGCGCGUGAGUGUGAGCGUGAAGGAUAGAAUCAACCGAGCGCGUGCACGACUCAGACGAUUAGAUACACAAAAUCCUCGAACCCCUAAAACUCCGCAACGUCAACAAUUGUAAUUACCGCGCGUGAGUGUGUGAGCUUGAAUGAUACACAAUCCUCAAACCCCUGAAACCCCACAACCUCAACAAUCGUAAUUCAAUGAUUGUACAUAUUAUAUAGCAUAUUAAUUAAAUCUUGUGAAAACAAUAAUUGGGAAAAUGAAAAUUAGACUCUCUUUCUCUUUUGUUUUUAUAUCUAAAAAACUGUCAUUUGUUGAUA
Molecule: messenger RNA, 1340 nt
Organism: Cicer arietinum (chickpea)
Lineage: Eukaryota; Viridiplantae; Streptophyta; Magnoliopsida; Fabales; Fabaceae
Product: putative HVA22-like protein g
Source: RefSeq, a predicted model, not a curated record